AUGCAUGUCUCCUUGGUCCUAUCUGACAAAAUGUCCUUUUCCUCAUCGUUGCUCACAAUCAUCUUCAUCACUGCCUUGCUAUGUCCUCUGUAUUCUGGAGCUCUUCUUACUCCACAGAGACACAGUCGCGAGGAGCCAGACUGUGACAGAUAUAUAGGUCGAUUAUAUUCGUGCACCAGAGAACUGCGUCCAGUCUGCGGAACAAAUGAGCAAACUUACUCCAAUAGAUGCCUUUUCUGCAGUGCAAUGUUAGAAAGUGACGGAGCAUUUGGAUUGAAGCAUUAUGGGCCCUGCGAGUCGUCCUAGGGCCAUGGUAGCAAGCCUACUUUGCGGAGGACGCCACUCUGAGCCUUUUCAAUGAGGGCGUCAAAUUCCUAGGUGACUGCACAAAGCCUUCUGUUCUAUACAAGAUGGAGAAUAGAGUGCUGGAAAUUGUCUCUCAACUAAGAACCUAGAUUGAUUUUCAUUCUCCAUUUGAUCAUUAA
Messenger RNA from Myotis daubentonii (Daubenton's bat), 485 nucleotides. RefSeq names its product sperm-associated acrosin inhibitor-like. Lineage: Eukaryota; Metazoa; Chordata; Mammalia; Chiroptera; Vespertilionidae. Bases 1 to 306 code for a protein of 101 amino acids. The transcript has 5 exons. The record is from RefSeq and is a predicted model, not a curated record.